AUUGACAUUAUAGGUCUUUUAAUUCGAGCCAAGUCGCGUUACAAUUAGUCCGCCAAACGAAAAGAGGGCCGACACUUCUGGAACAUAACAAAUGCUCACUGGCGCUCUGCCUGUGAUGAAUGAAAUCCGUAGUAAGGUUUAUUUUGUUUUUUAAGGCCAUUGUCAACCACAUGCGCGUAAACGUUGGAUAUAUAUACCAUGGACUAGCGGAGUCUACGAACCAAUUGGACUGAGUCUGCAAGAGGAACAACCUAAAAUUAUUUAAUGCCUCAACCAUAGGAUUAACAGAUUUAAUAGAAAAUAACCACAACGUAACCAAACAUGGGCUAUAUGGUGACAAUUACUUGUUUGAUUUUGUUGGAUUUAUUUUGUAACUUUGCCCACAGUUUUAGUACGUACCCCCGACGGUAUAACAGGGAGACCGAGGGAGGGGGCACCUGCCCCUCGCAGUGCCGGUGUAUGAACCUUCAUCAAAGGGGGACACGGGAUGUGCUGGACGCUGUGGAAGGAGGAAGCCGCUGGGGCGCCAAGGGGUUCAAAGAGCUGACCGAAAUGAUGGGUGAUGCCCCCGCGGACGAGGGACGAAGCAUGGUGUGCCAGGGUCUGCGGCGCCUCCCCUCUCCCAUACCCACAGACAUCACCAAGCUAACUAUCUACGGCGACAGCAGUACAGGUGUACCGGAAACGGUGGCAGACCAGCCCAGGGGUGACAUCCAGCGAGUUCCGCUUAUAUCCGAUACCCAGAUCCGUUACAUCGAGACCAACUCCUUCCUCGAGAACACGGACAUGAAAGAACUGACGAUGUCCGGAAACAACGUGGGCAUCCUGUACCCCUACACCUUCCAACACCUCCGUUCGCUGGAGGUUCUAAGUUUUCCAAACAAUAACGUGCGCCAUCUAUCGGCGGCUGUCUUUACCGGGCUUACGUCACUAAAGCAGCUCCAGUUGUCCGAUAAUAUGUUCAGAUUUCUACCAAGUACCGUAUUCGACAAUUUACAAGAGCUGAGAGUCCUGAAUUUGAAUGGUAACAAAAUUCGUUAUAUUCAAAGAAACCUUUUUGCGCCUCUAAUAAAAUUGGAGAUUUUGGAUCUGUCCAGGAACAACAUCACGGACCUUUUUGAUGACGUAUUCAGCACAAACACCGAAAUCAAAGAACUGCUACUUAACGGAAAUCGUCUUUGGAAAAUCCGCGCCACGUGGUUCGAUAAACUAACGAACCUUCGGAGCCUCUCGGUUCGAGGAAACGUCAUUAAGUCAAUCGAGUCUCAAACCUUUUCAAACCUCGUCAAUUUAGAAGAAUUACUGCUCUCUGCUAAUCAUAUUAACGAACUAAAAGAUAAUGCAUUUGAAAGUUUACAAAACUUAAAAAUUCUUGAUUUGGCCACGAAUGAUAUAACGGAUAUUCCAAAGAUGUCAUUUUUCGAGCUGGAAAGGUUAGAGGAAUUGUACCUCGGCGGAAACAAACUACAGACCAUUAAGAACGAUACCUUCCACUACGUCAAAUCUCUGAAAACGUUAGACAUUUCCCGAAAUCUAAUUGAAACUAUUGAAUACGGUGCUUUUCACAAACUCCGUUUUCUACAAGAACUUGACUUGUCACACAACAAGCUUAGAAAAAUUGAGAGUGACUUCGUCUUAGGGAUGACUGAACUUAAGGAUAUAAAUUUAGAAUACAACUUCAUCAGCGAAAUCGAAGGGGAAGCAUUCAAGACUAGCAGUGACUUCCGGUCCUCAAAGGUGUCCGUCCUUGAUCUCCAAGGCAACGAUUUACGAAAGAUAGGAGCGGAGAUUUUCAAGGGCCUUCCUCAAUUAAAGUCUCUUGACAUGGGAAAUAAUAAAUUAAGACGAGUGCACAGCAUGGCAUUCGCUAGCCUUAGCAACUUAAGAAAACUCACGUUAAGCAACAACAAAUUGAAAAAUAUCAAUAAUGGGUUGUUUUCUAACCUCGUGCGGUUACAGGAACUCGAUUUGUCCACUAACAAGUUCCAAUCAGUGCCCCCCAAUGCUUUCAGUGGCCUCACCGACCUUAAAGAUCUUAACGUCGCUUUUAACAACAUCCACGAUAUGUCUUCCAACGCCCUGGGGCACCUGCGUCACUUGGCCCUCCUUAAUAUGAAGGGCAACAAACUUCUUAACUUCAACUUCACGUGGAUAACCAACCUCCCCCAAUUGUCCAGCGUCGAUCUGUCCUCCAAUUACUUGUUCUGGGUAGAUCUUCCUGACACCGUUAAACUGAGCCUCAAGGAACUCUCCAUUGCUGAUAACAACCUUAAAACGGUGCCCGCGGGCCUGAAGAAGAUCCUCGCCCAGUCUGCUUUUGUGGACAUGACGGGGAAUGCUAUGGACUGUGACUGUAAGCUGAGGUGGCUAAUCGACCCCGCCCUCAGCACUGUUGUACACGUGGACAAGUUUGAGGACAUUAUCUGCAAAAGCCCGGAUCGACUUCACGGCCGUAAGUUAAAGCAUCUUGUGGACAGUGACUUGGAAUGCACAGAGAGCAAUCACCAGCAGCCACAGUCCACGCUGACGUGCGACGCCAUGACACUUCAACAACAGUCCUCGCUGUCGCCAAGACUUGGAAAUAAACUGUCUAUUAAGCGACAUGCUACAAUAUUGGACAACAACCUGCAGCCCAUCGCUAACGGUAUUGUGAUUGCCGACGGCUGGAUCCUGACGGUCGGGUCAGCGCUAGAGGGUGUGGCACAGGCGACGGUCAACUCCGGCUUCAGUGUCAGGAUCGGCCGCAGCAAGAAACCUGUCCGUGUCAUUCGAACCCUGUACCACCCACUGGUCCCCAUGAAGAUGCAUCAGUACAACGUAGCGCUGAUUCGAUACGUCGGCGGGAAAAAGACAAAGGACGUCGAUUAUCCUUGCUUUUUAACCCAAAACCAGUUUGAAUCUGUCUCCAAGAUCGUACGGAAAGUGUCGUUUACUACACGGCUCAGCACAAAGCGUCGCUAUGCCAAACUAAAGCCUAAGAAGGGCCGUCUCUCCCGAGCGUGUGUCAGCGAAAAGUUUAUCUGCUCCAAAGUAAAAGCUGGAAAGCAAAAGAAAAAUGAAAGUCUGCUUAUUGAUGGGUCCCCGCUAUACCUGGGACGACCCGGAGAUUCCCGGAUGGCUGGUCUUGGGGUCUACAUGAAGACCUCUAACUUAUUUGAAUACGCUUUCAUUCCUAUUUGGUCAGUGUCAGAUUGGAUAGGGACAGUUAUGAAAGAAUUUGACUCAAAAUGUACAAUAAACAGGAGAGGUGCAACCUGUGAACAUCUACAGCUGCCAUCCAUAGAAGACAUGAUAAUGGAGCUGCAGCCAAUGGAAGAGCACUAGGGCAGUGACGUCAUACACGACGUCAUUUCCUCUACCUUAUUGCAAGAAAUCCGUCAUAUCACCAAUCAGUUGCUCCAUUCAUUAUUUGAUUCACGUUUUUAUGUCAUGACGUUUAUACGCAUUUCACAUCAUUUUCCAAUGCGAUUUAAAAUUACACUUCAUGGGUGUAUUUUUAUUUUGUCUCAGUUACAUGUUGUUAGUAUAUCACCAUAUGGCAUUUUGUCUUAGUCAGUUGGUUGUUUAUUCUUAAUUUAUUUGAAUUUUGAUGUUGUGCAUCAAAGUAUAUAGUUCAUGGUCAAUAUGUGCCUAUGAAAGAUUUCAUAUUAUCAUGAAACUUAUUCUCUCAUCAGCUUGAAUGGCCGAGAGGCGCAUUGUAAAUAGUCAUUACACUCACACUCUGUAUUAAUUUAAGACUUCAUUAAAGUUGAAUGUUGUAUCUGUUAUCAUCCUGAAAAAUCGAGUCAUUAUUUUUUAUUAUUUUUUUUUUACAAAUAUCAGAAUGUUCAGAUCUUUGACAUUUUUAUAUUUUGUUAAUAAAAAUUGUUGAGCUUUUCA
Messenger RNA from Magallana angulata, 3879 nucleotides. Its product is annotated as insulin-like growth factor-binding protein complex acid labile subunit. The record is from RefSeq and is a predicted model, not a curated record. NCBI's taxonomy places the organism in Eukaryota, Metazoa, Mollusca, Bivalvia, Ostreida, Ostreidae. Bases 322 to 3324 code for a protein of 1000 amino acids. Gene Ontology annotation, molecular function: protein binding. The transcript is spliced from 4 exons.